GAACGUAUCUCGAACGGUUCAAAAUAAUAUCACCAGUCAUUCGUUCGCGCGCCUUCCCACCUGCCGGUCAUGUCAUAGUGGAAAUCGAAGUUGGUGCUUAAAUGCAGAGCAUUCUAGUGCGCCAGGACAGUUCGCGAGUGAUAAUAUGCCGCCAUCAUACGAGAGGCGACGGUCCCCGAAUACCCGAUCAUGGACGAGAUCACCACAAAUGGAUCGACGGUCAACAUUAGCGUCGCGCGAGAAUUCGGAACAAAGCGAUGAUAGCGGCGAUUCUUUCCGCGUCAGGAGCUUACACAAGAAACGGGGUGAUGCCAAUUUUGUCAGGCGGCAAAUCGACGAUGACGGUCCGGACGAUAGGCUUGGACUCGUCGGAGAUCGGGAUAGCGAAAGCGACGCGGACAGCUUCGAUGGGUCGGACGGCUUUGACGAUAGCGAGAUCGAUGAAUACAUUCCCGACCGAAUCAUAAUACCGACAUCGACGAGCUCUUCUAGAUCUAUCCUUACUUUGACGGCGCUACCUCCGAGUCAAGCUACUAAUGGGCCGGAGAGCAUAAAUAGUCCAUCAUUACGACGGCCAUCUCCCUCCCCAACCCCCCCGGCCUUGCUGGCCCCUGUCGAUCCGGUCAAUCCAGGUCUCAUCCUUCUACCCUCGACCGUGUUGAGAGAGGGGGCUGGGCCAGAUACCACCAUACUGCCGUCUAUCAAUACGGAGGUUUUAUCGACUUCGACGCCGGCAUCUUCUCAGCUACAGACAGCGACCACCUCGGCAAUAGGCCAAACCCCCAGCAGCGAAUUUAGUAUGGACGACGAUGACAAUGACGGCAUUUGGGUUAAAUGGCGGGUGGAAGGUGACAGGGACCUGCCCGGACGGCAGCUAGAUCCCACAGCGGAACAUGUUCUCAUUGCCGUCGGGUCAAUAGGCGCCUUCAUCCUAUUCUGCUUCAUUUCUUGGAUCAUCUACAGGGUUUUCAAGAGAUCCAGAGGCCAGAGCUUCGGCGGUCCUAGUGGCAUGGGGUUCAUCGAUAAAUUCCCCUGGAAGCGGAAGGGGCCGGUGGAGGGCACCUGGAACGGUACCCCGGUGCGCGGGGCCAACGAGGCGCCUCCUAUAUAUGAGAAGGGCGAGUACGGCACCAUGCCGGCCUACUACGCCCCGGGUGGCGUCGCUCGCCCAAUCGCCCGGAAUUCCGAGGCGGGGACACUCCCGCAACCACUAAAUGUCAACCCGGUACACCUCGGUAUCGCCGAUCACUACGAAGCAGGCAAUGCCAAUGCCAACUUAACGAUGAGAUCUCAGGCGCCCGACCCUUACUACAACCAAUCUGAUGUUGCUCAACAGCCGCCGGAAGCGUAUCUCCCGGCGAGACGGUCGAACCGAACCAGCGAAAUAUCGUCGAUCUCUUCCGGGUUUGGCGAUGGCGAUAUUAUCGUACCCCAGAAUCUAAGCAUGUCCAUGCCCAUGCCCGCACCCGUUCCGCUGGCAGAUAGUGCGGGCGGCGCAGAUGGUCCGGAGAAGCCGGCUCCUAGAGAUUCCUGGGUGAGUCGGGACGGGGACCGGAGACAGAGUAGGAGGGAGAGCAGGAGGGAAACGAUCUACACGACGACGAGCGAGGAUCGUCCAGCCCGAUUUCGCUCUAUAGGAAGCUGGGUAAAUCAGCAGGCGGGACGAGCAAAGAGGGCGCGCUCUCGAGCGCGGGAGCGUGGUGAGGUGCCGGUCAUGCCGGCGAUCCCGGGCGAGUUGAGCAUGACCCGAUCCACCAUGUACCGGUGACAAAAGAGGGCUACCAUGCCACGUAAUAUUACAAGACAGAAAAAAAGACAUAAACUUUCCCACAGGAGAAUUCGCUUUUAGCCCUACGCUUACUUUUCCAUCCCCACGAGGGAGUCUUUUUUCUUUUAAGCUAGCCAGGCUCGGACGUGGAGUCGUGAUGCGCAGCGGUGCGACAGUUUACCUUGGGAGGAGCACGCCCGUCGCGGCUCAUCCUCACGCCAGCCAAUCUCUGUUACAUAUGCGUUGUAUGUGUACAUAUACUAUAUAACCUUACCUAUCUACCUACGUACGCUGCAGUCGUAUCCUCGAGCGGAACGCCGUGCCUUGCCCAGGUGUACCGGUCGGAAUUCCGUUCUCUGACAUUCGAUAUACCAUGUAUUUUUCUUUUCCCUUUUCAUAUACUGGGGCUGGAGGAUAUAGAGGGAAAGCGGCGGAGCUAGAGAUAGGGGGCAGAUGAUAUUAAUACCGUGACGGGACUUUCUCCCUCA
This is a messenger RNA of Durotheca rogersii, 2256 nucleotides long. RefSeq lists its product as uncharacterized. NCBI's taxonomy places the organism in Eukaryota, Fungi, Ascomycota, Sordariomycetes, Xylariales, Xylariaceae. Bases 146 to 1768 code for a protein of 540 amino acids. The transcript has 3 exons. The record is from RefSeq and is a predicted model, not a curated record.